Zygotorulaspora mrakii is the source of this 729-nucleotide messenger RNA. It is a transcript of the gene INA22, whose product is annotated as Ina22p. The transcript has a single exon. The coding region runs from base 1 to 729 and encodes 242 amino acids. Lineage: Eukaryota; Fungi; Ascomycota; Saccharomycetes; Saccharomycetales; Saccharomycetaceae. The record is from RefSeq and is a predicted model, not a curated record.
AUGAUGCUGGUAAGAUUAAAAAAAGUUGGAUUACAACUCAUACAACGGUCGUACUCUGUGAAAAGUGCGGCGCGUGUACCUAAGAAAUCUGGCAGAACACAGUUUGACAAAUCGAUGUUAAAGCCCGCCCUGGUAGUUAUAAUAUUUGGAUCUAUGCUAAGUCACGUAUCAAAUCAGCAGAAGAGGCAUGCGGAGUUAGAGAGGCGAUAUGGCUUGAAGAUGGAGAUACUUAAUGAUCUCAUCGGGAGGGCCAAGAAUGGCGAUAUCGACUUUGAAGUGGAUCGCGAAUUAAAACUCGUGAAUAAGUUGUUUAGUCGACACUCCGAUUUUAAAGACUUCAAUUUAGAAGAGGAAGCCGAUGAUGCAAGAGGCACGUAUGAUUCGCAGACUUACUCCAAACAAGAUAUUCUGGAGAGCCUGAAUCGUUCGACAGGCACUCAAGAGCCUGAAUCAUUGGACGAUUUUCUGAAAAGCAUAAUCGAAGAGGCAGAUGAUAAUCUCCUUAUAGAACGCGACCAAAACGUGAGGAAACAAGGGCAACCCCACCACACGACACUGAAAUCUAGCAGUGAAGGAAUUGUGGAGGAUAAGCAAAUUUUGAGACGCGAAGCUGAAAGGGAGAGUGAACUUGAGGAUUACAAACCAUCUACCGAAGUUCACUUGAUUGUGGAGAAUCCCGGUGAAUUAUACAAGGCCGCAGAGGAGACUAAAGUAACAAAAUUUCUAUAA